Messenger RNA from Acomys russatus (golden spiny mouse), 1631 nucleotides. RefSeq names its product tripartite motif-containing protein 30A-like. Bases 1 to 1470 code for a protein of 489 amino acids. The record is from RefSeq and is a predicted model, not a curated record. NCBI's taxonomy places the organism in Eukaryota, Metazoa, Chordata, Mammalia, Rodentia, Muridae. The transcript is spliced from 8 exons. Gene Ontology annotation, molecular function: protein binding; zinc ion binding.
AUGGCCUCAUCCAUCCUGGUGAUGAUAAAAGAAGAAGUAACCUGUCCUAUCUGUCUGGAACUCCUGAAAGAGCCCAUGAGUGCAGGCUGUGACCACAGCUUCUGCCGAGCCUGCAUCACACUCAACUAUGAGUCCAGCAAAGACAAAGAAGGGGAGGGCAGCUGCCCUGUGUGCAGAGUUAGCUACGAAUUUGGGAAGCUGAGGCCUAAUCGCCAUGUGGCCAACAUAGUGGAGAGGCUCAGUGGGUUCCAGUGCGACUCAGAGGAGCAGAAGGUGAUUGUCUGUGCACAACACGGAGAGAAGCUGCAGCUCUUUUGUAAGGUGGACAUGGUGGCCAUCUGCUGGCUCUGUGAGCGAUCUCAGGAGCACCGUGGUCACCAUACAGCUCUCCUUGAGGAGGUGGCCCAUGAGUACACGGAGAAGCUGCAAGCAGCUCUGCAGAAGCUGAUGAAAAACGAAAAAAUGUGCGAUGAAUGGCAAAAUGACCUUCAAAAGGAGAGAACUUCCUGGGAGAACCAAAUACAGAGCGAUGUAGAAAAUAUUCAGAUGGAGUUUAAAGAACUGAGAGACUUCCUGGACUCCAAGGAGGAGGAGGAGCUGAUGGAGCUGGAGAAAGAGAAGGAAGAUAUCAUGAAAAGCCUGGAAGAGUCUGAAAAUAAGCUGUCAACUCAGAGGGAGUCAGUGAGAGAGCUCAUCUCAGAGGUGGAGCAUCAGUUGCAGGGCUCAGCCAUGGAAAUGCUGCAGGGUGUGACUUCUGUCCUAACAAGGAGUCAGAUAUUGAUACUGAAAGAGCCCCGAACGAUACCAAAAAGAAGAAUGUUCCAAGCUCCAGAGCUGAAAGACAUGAUGCAAUUAUUUCAAGGGCUCAUGGAUGUCCAGCGCUACUGGGUUCAUGUGGGACUAAAUCGAAAAAACAAAGAAAACGUUUUCACUGACAAAGAGCAAAUACAAAUACAAAGUGCCAAUCAUUAUGAAAGCAAAGACGUGGGUGUCCUGGGAUAUCCAGCUAUCCAGUCAGGGAAACAUUACUGGGAAGUAGAUGUGUCUAGAAGUAAGGCCUGGCUCCUGGGACUAAAUGAUGGACAAUGUGCUAAGCCUAAAGCUCUUCAUUCAUCCAAUGGAAUGGGCAUCAAGGUCAAACAGAGUGUUCCUCUCAUAGAAGACGUAUGUUAUCAGCCUAAAUGUGGCUACUGGAUUAUAGGGAUGAAAAAUAAGGAUGUAUAUAAUGCCUUUGACGAGUGUUCUGUCACCCACAAACCCAGUGUCUUGGCCCUCUCUCUGCCUAUUCCUCCCACUCGUGUUGGAGUUUUCCUGGACCGUGAAGCAUGCACUCUCUCAUUUUAUGAUGUUUCCAACCAUAGAGCUCUCAUCUAUAGAUUCUAUGACCUUUCCUUCCCUGAUAAACUUUAUCCAUAUUUUAAUCCUAUGGGAUCUGAAGAGCCAAUGAUAGUACACGGGCCACCCUCCUAAACCCUCACCUAUAUCUGUGCAGUGUUCCCAUGCCUGGUGUAUCUCAUAUGCCCGAGUUCUCUGGCAUCGUUUAAAGUUUUCUGUCUUUGUCCUUCCAUUUGAAUGACCUUCACUUCUAAAUACAAAGCAGUAUGGAUGCAUUUCCUGGAUCCAGUUGCUUU